This is a messenger RNA of Fonsecaea multimorphosa CBS 102226, 5703 nucleotides long. RefSeq lists its product as uncharacterized. Lineage: Eukaryota; Fungi; Ascomycota; Eurotiomycetes; Chaetothyriales; Herpotrichiellaceae. Gene Ontology annotation, molecular function: ATP-dependent chromatin remodeler activity; ATP binding; ATP hydrolysis activity. Bases 1 to 5703 code for a protein of 1900 amino acids. The record is from RefSeq and is a predicted model, not a curated record. The transcript has 3 exons.
AUGGCCACUACUGGUACAUCAAGACUAGAUCGUCUUGUCACCUUGCUGGACAAGGGUAGCACCCAGCUCAUUCGAAACACUGCUGCACAACAACUUGCCGAUGUCCAGAAACAGAAUCCAGACAAUCUUUUUGCACUGCUUGGCAGGGUUCUUCCCUACUUGCAGUCCCAGUCAUGGGACACUCGCACUGCCGCCGCGAAAGCCAUAGGCGGUAUCAUUUCAAACGCCGAAAAGUUUGAUCCCAACGCUGACGAUGCGGACACCAAGUUCGAGCCCCUCAGGGUUGAGGAGGGGAGCAACAAGAUUGCAGAGAAGACUCCGGAAGCGGACGACCUUCUUCAGCUCAGCGCUCUUGACAUCAAAUUGAUCCUCAACCAUGGGAAGAAGCUGUUGGGCAGUGCCGGCAGAGAGUAUGAAUACUCAAUGGCUGGCAUGACGCCUGCUCAACGCCUGGCACAUCAGAAGCAGAGUCUUACCGCUCGACUCGGUCUUGGCGGCGAAUAUAUGGAGGACGACUUGGUCAACGAGUACGACUUUGCAGCCAGCUCGCAGCACAAAACUGCAACAACCCCCGGUCUGACUCGAGUAGAUACCAAAUCAGGAGCCCAACGACUCGACAGCUUCAGCCCCGCUGCUCCCCACAGUGCCGUGUCUCCUUCAGACAAUAAUGGCCAGCCCCUGCCCGAUGAGUCCAGCCUAAGUAAACGACAAUUGAAUCAGCUAAAAAGGAAAAACAAGUCGGCCGCCAAAGCUGGCGCUAGCAAGAUGCGUGUGGUAGAUCUUUCAGGGCGUCGUCAGCCCGAGCCUGGCCAGACACCGGUUUCAGCGACCCCACAUCCGGUAAAGCUCAACGGCCACGAAGACUCCAAUGGAGAUGCUCAACCAGAUUACUUCUCGAUCAAGCGAGAAGGCCCCGAUGACAACUCCGCACUCGUCUCCGAAUUCAAGGGCGAAGAUGUCCCGGAAAAGCCGCUCAUCCAACCCGACGAAGAGCAUGCCCAAGACUGGCCUUUUGAUGUAAUGUGCGAUUUCCUGUCGGUAGACCUUUUCGAUCCCAAUUGGGAGGUCCGACACGGAGCAGCCAUGGGCUUGCGGGAAGUUCUCCGUGUACAUGGACGCGGUGCUGGUCGUCGAUAUGGCAAGUCCAGAGCUGAGAAUGACCUUGCCAAUCGCCGCUGGCUCGAUGACCUGGCGUGCCGCUUGCUGUGUGUUCUAAUGCUGGACCGCUUCGGGGACUAUGUGUCGGAUACAGUGGUCGCCCCGAUUCGUGAAUCGAUUGGUCAGACUCUUGGUGCUUUAAUAACUCAAUUACCUGACGACCUGGCUAUUUCUGUCUAUAACUGCUUACAGGAAAUGGUUUUUCAACGGAAGACCGGUCUGAAGCUUCCGAUUUGGGAAGUAUGCCACGGAGGCAUGAUCGGUCUGCGCUAUUUUGUUGCUGUUCGCAAAGAUCUCCUGUUUCGUCACAGCAACCUCCUCGAUGGGGUUGUCUCAGCCGUCAUGCACGGUCUUUCUCAUGCUGAUGACGACGUCAAGUCGGUUAGCGCAGCAACCUUGAUACCUAUCGCCGAAGAAUUGACAACUAUGCGCCCCGAUGCCCUUGGUCAACUCAUUAGCGUUGUGUGGGAGUGUCUUCUGGAAAUGCAAGACGAUCUCAGUGCCAGUACUGGUGCCGUCAUGGAUCUUCUUGCAACCCUCUGCUCGCACCAUGAGAUCUUGGAGGCAAUGCGCAUCAAUGCCGAAGAAGACCAAUGGCAGUCAUUCGAGGAGCUCGUUCCCCGCCUGUACCCUUUCCUGCGGCACACGAUUACCAGCGUCCGACUAUCGGUGUUGAAGGCGUUGGCCACAUUCCUGAAUCUCUCAAACGCGAGCAACAUGGAGUGGGUGGAUGGCCGCGUGGUCCGCUUGAUAUUCCAGAACAUGUUGCUUGAACGGAAUGAAAAUGUCCUGUGGAUGUCCUUUGAGGUCUGGAAAGCUCUCAUCUCCUUCAUGGAACACCGAGGGUUUUCCACCUUCGGUGCAGACUUGGAGCCGCAUAUCUCACCAAUGAUAGCGGCCACCCUUCAGCCUAUCGGUCAAGCAAGGAGCCCCAUCCCCAUGGACACGCUCCUUCUCAUCAAACCAUCGGGGGCGGCAAUGGUACCCAUUUCGACAAAGCAUGGGUAUACUCCUGAAUCUGAUCAGCAACUCAAGAAAAGACGAAAGGUUGAGAAGCCCGACACAAAUCAGCGCCUUUCCCACAAUACCGAUGGACACAUGUUGCACGGGGAAGUAGAUCUCGUCGGAUUGGACGUCAUGCUUCGGACCAGAAUCGUCUGCUCUCUGGCACUGGGCCUUCUACUCGGCAAACAAGAUGUGUCUUCUGUUGAUUCAUACUGGAUUCGUCUCAUGCCGUUCGUCAGUUCUCCUAAUUCAAGCUCGAGGCUAUUUGCAGCGAUGAUUCUGGAAGAGCUCGCAAAGAACCAACACCAGAAACCAGCGAAUACGCCAGGAAUUGUUUCACAGUUGCAACAGGUCCUUGACGAUGACGGUAACAACUGGUACGCAGACAUAGUGUCGUCGCUGCAUGCUGCUCGAGGCCAAUGCCAAUCUUUGAUUAGCGCCUUCCAGAACCAGGCGCACGUCUCUCGAGACAAGCUACCGGCAAUAGCAGUUGUUUGCCAAGGCGACAGCGGAGCUGGUCCCAAAGCCUUCUCACUCGCAGAUGCGGAGAGGAUCGUGACAACGGACUUUGAUCGUCUUCUCAAAGGCCUUACACCGGCACAGCGUGUUUCAGGAACGCAGUAUCUGAAUGAUGCCCGUACGAAUGCUAAGACGGCUGUUGAUGAAGCUAGAAAGGUCAAAGAAAGUCGAGACAUUGCCAUCAAGGCCACGAUUGCGUCGGUCCUGGUUCGAAUGGAGGAGAUCCCAAAGAAACCUGGACAAUUGAUAAAAUGCAUCAUGGACAGUAUCAAAUCAGAAGCUUAUGAGGACCUACAAGAUCGAUCUGCAUCAGCCGUCGCAGGGCUCAUUGAUUAUUACACUAAGAGUCCGAAACGUGGCCCUGUGGACAAGCUGGUCUCCAAUCUGGUCAAAUUUACCUGCGUGGAUACUUCGGAGACCCCAGAAUUCGGUCCCAAUGCCGCUUUUGAAGACAUUGUUUUGUCAUUGCGAAAGGAAGAAGACAGGAAGGACCACCCAGAUGCUGCGCGCUUUGAACAAGAGGCCAAGGAGGCCCGAAUCAUGCGGCGAGGAGCCAAACGUGCUCUCGAUGAGUUGGCAGAAGCAUACCGUGCUCAGCUCCUUGAGAAAUUACCCGUGCUGAGAUCCCUCAUCGAGAAUCCGAUCCAUGAUCUGAUCGAGUCAACUGACCCAGCUACUCUCCAGGUCGACGAAGAACAAGGUCAAUCACUGGUCGACGCGAUGUCAGCUCUGCGGACGCUGUCACCCACUCUGGACUCUGGUCUGCACACUUGGGUGUUGUCGUUGAGCCCGCUUAUUGGAAAAGCGAUGAGGAGCAGGCUCUCUGUCAUAAGAUACAGUGCCGCUAAAUGUUUCGCCACCAUAUGCAGUGUCAUACCCGUCGAGGGGAUGACAAGGCUCGUGCAGGAUGUUUUGCCUAAUAUCAACAACCCUCUGGACCUGAGGGACAGACAAGGGAUUACCGAAUGCGUCUAUCACCUUAUCCAGGCCAUGGGCGACAGGAUCCUGCCCUAUGUGAUCUUCUUGAUUGUACCUGUUCUGGGCCGGAUGAGCGAUGCCAACAAUGAUAUCCGUCUCCUCGCGACGACCGCCUUCGCCACAUUGGUGAAGCUGGUACCUCUGGAAGCAGGUAUCCCUGAUCCGCCAGGAAUGCCGGAGUCACUGCUCCAAGGACGUGAACGAGAGCGCAAAUUCAUGGCGCAAAUGCUUGAUCCGAAAAAGGUCGAGCCCUUCCCGAUUCCUGUGGAGAUCAAAGCCGAACUGCGACCGUAUCAGCAAGACGGGGUGAACUGGUUAGCAUUCCUCAACAGGUAUAACCUUCACGGUGUUCUGUGCGACGAUAUGGGUCUUGGGAAGACUCUCCAGACUCUCUGCAUUGUAGCAAGCGACCAUCACAUGCGGGCCGAGGAGUAUGCCAAGACCCAAGCUCCUGAUAUGAGGCGUUUGCCAUCUCUUAUUGUCUGUCCGCCGACGCUCUCGGGCCAUUGGCAACAGGAGAUCAAGCAAUACGCACCGUUUUUGAGCUGUGUGGCGUACGUUGGACCGCCGGCGGACAGAAUCAGCCGGCGUCCUUUACUCGAAAAGGCAGAUGUUGUCAUAACUUCCUACGAUGUGUGCAGGAACGAUAAUGAUAUUCUAACGCCCAUCACCUGGAAUUACUGUGUGUUGGACGAAGGCCACCUAAUUAAAAAUCCAAAGGCGAAGAUCACCCAGGCGGUGAAGAAGUUAAUCAGCAAUCACAGACUCAUUCUUUCCGGGACCCCAAUUCAGAACAAUGUCCUGGAGCUUUGGUCUCUCUUCGACUUUCUCAUGCCUGGCUUCCUGGGUACGGAGAAAGUCUUCCAGGAUCGAUUUGCAAAACCGAUUGCAGCCAGCCGCAACGCAAAGUCCUCAUCUAAGGAACAGGAAGUGGGCGCUUUGGCAAUUGAAGCUCUUCACAAGCAGGUCCUGCCAUUUUUGCUGCGCCGCUUGAAAGAAGAAGUCCUCAACGAUCUACCACCCAAGAUUCUGCAGAACUACUACUGUGAUCUUAGUGAUUUGCAGAAGCGUCUGUUCGAGGACUUCUUCAAGAAGGAGCGCAAGACGGUGGAGAACAGUGUCGGCUCGUCGGAUAAAGAGGCCAAGCAACACAUCUUCCAAGCUUUGCAGUACAUGCGGAAACUCUGCAACUCGCCUGCGCUUGUCGUCAAGGAAGGAAACAAGCAAUACGAGGCGAUCCAAAAACAGCUUGCCGCGUCCAAAUCCAGUCUGCGGGAUAUUGCUCAUGCACCCAAAUUGAGCGCUCUGCGCGACUUGCUGAUUGAUUGCGGCAUCGGCGUGACCAAUGACUCAAAUGACAUGUCGGCUUCGAAUUAUGUGUCGCCGCAUCGGGCAUUGAUUUUCUGCCAGAUGAAGGAAAUGCUCGACAUGGUACAAACUGAGGUUUUGGGCAAGCUUCUUCCUAGUGUACAAUUCUUGCGACUCGACGGAAGCGUGGAAGCCACCAAGCGUCAAAAUAUUGUCAACCAGUUCAACAACGACCCCAGUUAUGACUGCCUCUUGCUGACGACCAGCGUGGGUGGUCUCGGGUUGAACCUCACCGGGGCCGACACCGUCAUCUUUGUCGAACACGACUGGAAUCCUCAAAAGGACAUUCAGGCUAUGGACCGAGCCCACCGAAUCGGCCAGAAGAAGGUGGUCAAUGUCUAUCGGUUGAUUACGCGCGGCACCUUGGAGGAAAAGAUCCUGAGCCUUCAACGAUUCAAGAUCGACGUCGCGUCGACGGUCGUCAACCAACAGAAUGCAGGCUUAGGGAGCAUGGAAACGGAUCAAAUCCUGGACCUCUUCAAUCUCGGGGAAACAGCAGAAAGUGGUGGUGAGGCAGGUGGGACGAAAGACGAGGACAUGGUCGAUCUCGAGACCGGUGAGGUCAGGAAGAAAGGAGAGAAAGGCUGGCUCGACGACGUGGGUGAACUCUGGGACGAGAGGCAGUACGAAGAGGAAUUCAACCUCGACUCGUUUGUGCAGAACUUGCAAAAAUAG